GGUUAUAUUUUAAGAUAAAUAUGAAGGUAGGAAGAUACCUACCUUAUUCAACUUGAAUUGUUCAAAACUCUUGGUGAAAUUUAAGUUGUGAAAAAUGUUGCUCAAAUCUAUUCAGAAAGGUGUUAUAAAAGAGGUUUUUUUCUCAUGCGUUAUACUUUCAACUUACCUGUUUCAUGGAAUUACUCGAAGUUACCCGUCAUUUUUAUUUUACCAACUCGAUUCGCCAUCUUCAUCGAUCACUGUGAAUGACGAACAGAAAUCAUGGGUGGCUGCGUGUAUAAAUUUAUUGAGUCCCUUGGGAUGCAUCUUUGGAGGCAUAUUGAUGGAUACUUACGGAAGGAAGAUCUGCAUUCAAGGAGUGUUUGUGCCAUUUCUCAUAUCAUGGCUAACCACAGCAUUCGCCAAAAAUGUAUCCAUGCUUUACAUUGCAGCUUUAAUACAUAGUAUUGGAACAGGAAUGUCUUUCAGCACAUCCACAUACGUUUCGGAAAUAGCCACUGCUGGCCAUAGAGGUGCAUUAUUGGGCAUCGUUGAAGUAAUUUUCCACAUCGGCGUCUUUAUGUGCAACUUUCUCAUGUAUUACAUCAAAUGGUCCAUUGUUGCAUUCAUCCUCAGUGUAAUAUCAGCGAUCUCUCUGCUAUUAACUUUCUCAUUACCAGAAUCUCCUACUUGGUUGUACUUGAAAGGACGCAAAGAAGAAUCCAUCAAUACAUUGACUUCGAUUCGAUGUCAAGAUCGAGAUGUGAUUAAAUCCGAAAUAGAUGAUAUGGAGACUUACACAUCGUCUCAAGUAAAAACCAAAUUCAGCGAAACGGUUAAAGACUGCCUCGCCUCUUGGAGACAAUUCUGCAUCGCAUUCGUAUUAUUCUUGUUGACGCAGGGUACAGGAUAUUCCGUAAUGACCUUGUUCCUCAUUAUGAUAGUUGAUCGCCUAAAUAUUCCAUAUCCCAGUACAGAUAUCGCUCUGCUGUAUUCAGCCGCUUGUUCUGUGGCAGGUUUUAUUACACCUUACGCUAUGUAUAAGUUCAAUCGUAAACCUACAUUGGCCGUUUCAGCAUUGGGAAUGUCACUCAGCGCAGCUGCGAUACCUAUCUAUAAAUUGAUCUUUGAAGAAUACGAUGAGAAACCAUUCUCUUGGAUUAUUCCUUUCGCUUUGAGCAUGUAUGUAAUAUGGAGUAGCUUUGGAGUGCUUCCUGUUGGUUUCACCAUUGCUGGAGAAUUAUUCCCGAACAAAGUUCGCGGUAUAAUGAAUGGUAUUUACGGAGCUGUAGCUUACAUCUAUUGGUCUUUUUUGUAUAAAAUCACACCCUGGUACUUGUCCAAGUUUGGAGCAUCCGGAGUAAUGUGGACAUUUUCUGGUUUUGCUCUACUCACAGCUUUAUACAGCAUAUUCGUUCUACCUGAAACUAAAGGUAAAACUUUGAACGAAGUGCAAGAGAAAUAUUUCAAAAAGAAACGAUAAUAAUGCGGAUUAAAAAAAAAACGAAUUAAUUCUCGGUGUUAUCAUUGCUUUCAAAGAGUAAUUACCUUUCCUUUGUGUGUUGUUUUCUCGCAGAUAAAUUUGUUUACUUCCUCAAUUACUAUUAAAACUAUCCCAGUAAUAAGAAAUUCUCUCGACGAAAGUAUUCAUGUCAAAGAACUGAAUUACUAUCUGUUUGGCGAUAUAACCAUCUUUCAAAUUAGCUACGUUUAUCUAAUUAUAAAAACGUCACGUAAAUACCACCCAGUCCUAAUAAAUGACAGAAUUGUCGUAUCACGCUUCUAUAAGUUACCUGUAUAAACUUAAAGCCUUCGGGGCACUACUUCAUAAUAUUUCGUAUUUUAAAUUCUCACUGAACAACGUUCGUGAUUUCAUUGGCGUUUUGUUUGAACGCGUGAUAAGACAGUGUACACUCGAGUAAAGAGUUGCAUAAAAUCACCAAAGAAUAAAUAUUAUACCUAUCUUAAUUUCUAAGACUCUAAGUAUUUAAACCAAUUGUAAAAAAUUUUCGCCAAUAAAAUGAAUUUGCCAGUCAAUAA
Messenger RNA from Planococcus citri (citrus mealybug), 2019 nucleotides. Its product is annotated as facilitated trehalose transporter Tret1-like. The record is from RefSeq and is a predicted model, not a curated record. NCBI's taxonomy places the organism in Eukaryota, Metazoa, Arthropoda, Insecta, Hemiptera, Pseudococcidae. Gene Ontology annotation, cellular component: membrane. Gene Ontology annotation, biological process: transmembrane transport. Gene Ontology annotation, molecular function: transmembrane transporter activity. Bases 95 to 1462 code for a protein of 455 amino acids. The transcript is spliced from 4 exons.